This is a messenger RNA of Cyprinodon tularosa, 1801 nucleotides long. Its product is annotated as collagenase 3-like. The transcript is spliced from 10 exons. Gene Ontology annotation, biological process: collagen catabolic process; proteolysis; extracellular matrix organization. NCBI's taxonomy places the organism in Eukaryota, Metazoa, Chordata, Actinopteri, Cyprinodontiformes, Cyprinodontidae. Gene Ontology annotation, cellular component: extracellular matrix. Gene Ontology annotation, molecular function: metalloendopeptidase activity; zinc ion binding. The record is from RefSeq and is a predicted model, not a curated record. Bases 54 to 1472 code for a protein of 472 amino acids.
UAUAUAACAGCUCCCUCCAGGUGGGAGACACAAGUUGAGUUCAAGAAGGAAACAUGAAGACAUUUACGCUCAGUUUUCUCCUAAGCCUUUCAGCUGCGGCAUUCUGCAUGCCGCUGUCGCAGCCUUCAGUGCAAGAUGAACAGUUUGCUGAGUACUACCUGAAAAAUUUUUUCAAUCUGACGGAGGAAAGUGGCCCGACACUGAGAAGAGGAAUCAGCUCAGCAGUUAAGAAGCUGAUGGAGAUGCAGAGAUUCUUCGGCCUUCAGAUCACAGGGAACCUGGAUGCUGACACCUUGGCUGUGAUGAAAAAGCCUCGCUGUGGUGUUCCAGAUGUAGACGUCUCUCAAUACUCCACUUUUGGAAACAAUCUGAAAUGGGAUAAAAAUGACCUCACAUACAGGAUAGAGAACUACACACCCGACAUGACUCAAUCCGAGGUGGAUGAUUCCAUGGAGAAAGCUCUUCAGGUUUGGGCUAAAGUCACUCCCCUCAGAUUUACAAGAAUUUACAGUGGCGUAGCGGACAUCAUGAUUUCCUUCGGUCGCGGUUCACAUGGGGAUUUUUACCCCUUUGAUGGCCCUGACGGCACGCUUGCCCAUGCCUUUGCUCCUUCUCCUGGAAUUGGAGGAGAUGCCCACUUUGACGAUGAUGAGACCUUCACUUUCCGCUCCAACAAAGGCUAUGUCCUCUUCCUGGUCGCUGCCCAUGAGUUCGGCCACUCUCUGGGCUUGUCCCACUCUCAGGAUCCUGGUGCUCUCAUGUACCCUGUGUACUCAUACCAGAACCCAGACACCUUCAUUCUGCCCAGGGAUGAUGUCAAAGGCAUCCAGUCCCUUUAUGGUGCAAAUGAGGAUCCAGUCCCCCCUGGACCAACUGCUCCAACCACACCUGAUUCAUGUGAUUCCACAAUGGUCUUGGAUGCUGUUGCUUCACUACGAGGAGAGAUGCUCUUCUUUAAGAACAAGUUCUUCUGGCGUAUCUACCCUCAGAGUUACACACCACAGCAAACUCUCAUAGCAAACUUCUGGCCCGAUGCCCCUCCCAGUGUUGAUGCUGCUUAUGAGAGUCAGCUGUCGGACAGAGUCUUUCUCUUUAAAGGUGAAAAAGUCUGGGCUUUCAGUGGCUAUGAUCUCGUACAGGGCUAUCCCAAAUCGAUUUCUAGCUUUGGUUUGCCCAAAUCAGUAAACAAAGUUGAUGCCGCCCUCUACGACCCAGAGACUGGCAAGACUCUCUUCUUUGUUGACAGCAAUUACUACAGCUAUGAUGAGACUAUGAAGAAAAUGGACAAUGGAUUCCCAAAAAGAGUUGAUGAGACCUUCUCUGGGAUGAGCAGCAAGGUGACAGCCGCUUUACUGCACAGAGGUUUUACUUACCUCUACAGUGGUCCCUACAUGUACGAGUUCAGCUCCAGGACUGGGAGAAUGUUACGUUUGCUGAGAAACAGUUACUUUCUGCCCUGCACCAACUAUUAGAAAAUGAAGGUUUAAAAUGUCCAAAACUCCCCUGCUAAUUUAUGAUAAGACUUAUUUGUGCCCUGUUAUCCGGUUUUAUGUAAAGAAGUGUUUUUUUUAAAUCAAAGAUAUUUAUGAUGCCUAAAUGUAUUAUUUUAUAUUCUAAAAUAUGUUUUGCAUAAUAUAUUUUUAUUGUGUAAUUUUAUAUAUUUAUGUUUUUCUUACUGCCUGCUUUUGUAUUUUGAGAACAGUGUUGGACAUUGUUACUAUUUUUCUUUGUGCAAUUUUCAGAACUUUACACUGUACCGAAGAAAGAUAACAAGCAUAAUGAAAAUAAAAUAUAAAAAAAA